Boeremia exigua is the source of this 468-nucleotide messenger RNA. Its product is annotated as putative oxalocrotonate tautomerase. The record is from RefSeq and is a predicted model, not a curated record. The transcript has a single exon. NCBI's taxonomy places the organism in Eukaryota, Fungi, Ascomycota, Dothideomycetes, Pleosporales, Didymellaceae. Bases 1 to 468 code for a protein of 155 amino acids.
AUGCCUUUCUGGGUCGUAUAUCACACGGACUCCAUCUUCAAGGAUGCAGCAUCCAAAAAGGCUCUAGCUGCCUCUAUCACCAAACUUCACGAGGAUGUCAUCAAGAUCCCGAAGUUCUACGUUGUAGUCACAUUUGUCCCGACGCCGGCCGAUGGACUCUAUGUCGGAGGGGAAGAGACAAACAAGCCAUUUGUACGAAUCACCGUUGAUCAAAUCGCGGGCAAGAUGCCAUUGGACCGCCAGAACUACGCAUAUUGGACAAGCCAAAUCGACGCCGCGCUGGCUCCGCACAUUGCAGAGAAAGGAUAUGACUGGGAAUACCAUGUUGACGAAACUGAGCUUCUACUCUGGAAGAUCAAUGGAGUAUACGCUCCUACCUUAUACAGCCCGGAGUUCAUGAAGUGGAAGGAGGCAAACAAGGUCCUUCCAAGAGAGACUGAUGAGCUUCCAGACCAAGUCAUAGUUUAA